GUGACUAAUGCCUGUCAUAUGACUGUGACACCCAUGGAGACAGUUACAAGGAACAAGAUUUGCUCUUGGAUUUGAAAAGAAGAGACGUUCUGUACCGACUUUACAGUGGUACAAAAUGCCUCCGACUCUCUUCCAGAAACUUUUUAAUAAGAGAAAUGCGUUUUCGUCGCCGCCCCCGAGAUGUAGCAAAGAAGACCCAGCUUUCAGCUGGCCAGUCCCCCAGCUGGAGCCCAGUCAGAUCAGGCUGAUCGUCUACCAGGACUGUGAGAGGCGCGGCAGAAAUGUCCUCUUCGACUCCAAUGCCAAAAAGAGGGGCACGGAGGAAACCCCCAUCACUAGCACUGAGGGCCAGGUGAAGAUGUUCGGGAAAUGCUGCCAGCUCCGUCCUACAGGAGGCAGCAGCAGUUCCCUGGACAGCUCCUCCUCCUGCACCUCCGAAACAAAGGAAACCAAGGAGCAGGGCAUGCGUUUCCAGGGUUCAAGGUGUUCCUCCGAUGUUGUGAUGCUGGGAGAAAUGAUGUUCGGCUCUGUGGCUAUGAGCUACAAAGGUUCCACACUAAAAAUCCACCAGAUCAGAUCGCCACCUCAGCUGAUGCUGAGUAAGGUCUUCACCGCCAGGACGGGAGGCAGCGUGUAUGGCAGCCUCAACACGUUACAGGACAGCCUGGAGUUCAUUGGACAGGACAGCAACACCCUAAGGCCUGAUCAAAACACCGGGCCCAACAGUCUCCUAGGGAACAUAGGAUUUUCUCAGCUCUGCAGCCCUCGACGGGCCUUCUCUGAACAAGGGCCUCUGCGCCUCAUCAAGAGCGCAUCUUUCUUUUCAGGCCACAGUCACCCCAUGGACAUGCCUGGCCGAGGGCUUUACGAUGAGAGGGACAGCGGCAUCGCCAGGUCAGCAUCUCUGAGCAGCCUGUUGAUCACUCCCUUCCCGUCACCUGGCUCCUCCCUGACCAGCAGCUGUGCAUCCAGCUACCAGCGGCGGUGGCUCCGCAGCCAAACAACGAGCCUGGAAAAUGGUGUCUUCCCCCGAUGGUCAGUUGAAGAGAGCUUCAACAUGUCUGACGAAAGCGGAGGACCAAGCCUCGGCGUGGCUCGGAAGAAGAAGAUUGCCAUCGGCGUCAUCUUCAUGCUGUCCCCCAACCCUGAGGAGAAUAACCGCUUCCAGGAUUUCUUUUUCUCCCACUUCCCUCUCUUUGAAAGCCACAUGAACAAACUCAAGAGCGCCAUCGAACAGGCCAUGAAGAUGAGUCGGCGGUCAGCUGAUGCCAGCCAGAGGGCCUUGGCUUACAGCCGAAUGGUGGAUGGACUCAACGAGUUCAGGAUGACCAUCUGCGACCUCUACACCAUGCCCCGUGUGGCUGAGCCCGUCUGGUUGACCAUGAUGUCUGGAGCGUCGGAGAAGAACCAGCUCUGCGGUCAAUUCAUGAGGGAGCUCUCCCUGCUGAUGGAGCAGGCCUCCAAGAACCAAUUCCUCCCUGCAUUAUUGACAGCCAUCCUGACCAAUCAUCUGGCCUGGGUGCCCACCGUCAUGCCCAAUGGGCAACCUCCAAUCAAGAUUUUCCUUGAGAAACACUCCUCUAAGAGCGUCGACAUGCUGGCAAAGACGCACCCUUACAACCCACUCUGGGCCCAGCUAGGUGACCUGUACGGGUCCAUUGGGUCACCGGUGCGGUUGUCAAGGACAGUGGUAGUUGGUCGCAGACAAGAGCUGGUCCAGAAACUCCUCUAUGUCCUCACCUACUUCAUCCGCUGUUCUGAGCUGCUGGAGACUCACAUGCUGGACAGCGCUGAGGAUGAGGCUAUUGUGAUGCCUGGUUCCCUCAUCACCACUUCCCUAAGGAAAGGAGAGGUGGAAGAGUCAGACUAUGUCCUGGUAACUGUCCAUAAACCCAGCGGCGACUAUUUGUCCCAAGGAGCCCACGGCCAGCAGAUUGAAGCAGAGGACAGCAGCUACCGCUCAGACAACAGCCUUCAGAGCAGCACAUACACAGACACAGAGGUGGAGCACGGUGCCGGAGACACACCAAAGGAAGAAGAUGAAGACGAGGAAGACGAGGAGGACAGCAGUGAGAGUCAGGGGUCCAGGAGCAGUGUGCUUCAGACGGGACACAGCCAGGGUAACAACCCCAUUAUCAGGACUGCAGAAGCAGCUGAGCCCGGGGAGCUGCACAGGGAGUUUAGCAGCUCACCGGUCACGGAGGCUCUACUGGAGACGGUGCUGCGAGUCGGCUCGGCCUCUGCCAGGGAGCAGGUCUGUGUGCAGGAUACAGAGACCACACCCAAUCUGCAACUUAUCAUCCCAUCCAUACCCACAAGCCUUGCAUCAAGUCCAUCCCCAACUCCCGUCACCACAGAGAGUAAAAACUCUGGGACAGAGGCUGGGAUGGAUGCAGGCAUGGGGAACCAGCCAACCAGGGUGCUGGCUCCUCGGCCUUUGGGGAUCCCUCUAGAAAAGAAGCCCCCGGAUAAGAACAUGGCUGCUGCAGUGCCAGUACCAGUGAUACCCGGAAACACUGUAACAGGGCCCAUGGCUUUGACUCGAACAGAAGAGGAGGAGCCAGCAACAAAAGUGACUUUCCUCAUUGGAGACUCCAUGUCUCCCGAGUCAGACACAGAGAGCCGCAGAAGGAAAGUGGAGGAAGAAUUUAAGAAGCACAAGAAACACCUCAAGGAUAAACAUCCGCUUCCCCAGCAGCUGCUGCUGGAUCAGCAAAAACAACCGCAUCAUCAAGGGCAGCUACAGCAGCUGCAGAGAGAUUCAAAGACCAGCAACACCAGUGCAUCAGAGGACCAAACCAAACAGACCAAGGCGGCUCCAGCCCUGCAGAGGGUGUCCAGUACGAUGCCUAAGUGGAGAACAGAGUGUAUGAACGAUUUUGAUAGUUACUGCAGCCUAGAGAACCCCGAGAACCCCACGAGGACUAUGGACGAUGUGGCCAAAGGACAGACAGCCAGCACUAUGGACAGUAUGCACAAAGACUUGCUGGACCCCUCGGGAGUCCCCCAGCCUGGUGACCUUGUAAGUCACAGCUUACAAGGUGCAGUCAGAAGUCAGGGUUUGGGUCUCUGUUUAGGUACAGCUAGUAGAGAGGUAGGGUCCAGCAGGAAGGGAGACACUUUGUUGGAUGUCCAGAGGAGGUGCAGGUGUGGAUCUACAGAUUCCUCCGACACCUGCUGCUGCAGGGGCUGUUCUGCUGAGCAGGACAAGGGUCUUCUGUUGUCAGUCCCCGUCCCACAGGAUGGAAGCAGCAACAGCAAAGAGGACCAAAAGCGCAAAGCGGUACCCGUCAAUGACUGGGAAAUACCGCGCAACGAGAGCUCAGACAGCGCGCUGGGGGACAGUGAGAGUGAGGAGACAGAGGACUGGCAAGAGGAAAUGUUGGUGCCCUUCCCAGGGUCAAAGUUGGUGGAGAACUACUCAAAGCCAAGCAUUGCCAAUUUUGGACGGUCUCUGUUUGGAGGCUACUGCCCCACCUACGUGCCAGACUUUGUACUGCAUGGGAUGCCCAGCGACGAGAAACUACGGCAGAGCCUCAUGGCUGAAUUAACCCAUGCAGUUCAGCAUCCAGUAUUGGAUGAGCCUAUAGCAGAGGCCGUCUGCAUUAUAGCAGACACCGACAAGUGGACAGUACAGGUGGCCAGCAGUCAGAGACGAGCCACAGACGUCAACAAGCUGGGGAAGGAAGUCCUGGUGUCGAGCCUAGUUUCCAGCUUAUUGCAGUCCACUCACCAGCUCUACAAACUCAACCUCUCACCCAAUUUUUGUAUAAUGCACCUUGAGGACCGCCUACAGGAAAUCUACUUCAAGAGUAAGAUGCUCGCUGAGUAUUUGAAGGGCCAGACAAGAGUCCAUGUGAAAGAAUUGGGCAUGGUCUUAGGAAUCGAGUCCAGCGACCUUCCUCUGUUGGCUGCAGUGGCCAGCACUCACUCGCCCUAUGUGGCCCAGAUCCUACUAUGAGACUCUAACGGCCCUAAGGUCCCAAGCUCCCAAGUGAGCUCUCUGAGGAAACCAGUCAAACCAGUCAAACCUGGAUGGUGCCACUUUUGGCCCCCAAAAACAACCGUCCAUGCUCUGCACCUGACUCCCCCGCCUCUCCACAUGGUUUCCCAAUCUGCGUGCCUGAGGCUAAACGGCAUCUUUGCUCCGAGCAGUGCACGUCUUUUACGGACCACAGCCAGCACCUCCCCUCACUACCACUGCUGCUCAAUUUGUUGCAAUGCUGAUGUUGCACCACAGGGGGGAACUAGAGACCACAGUCCCACAGAUGGAGCGAGGCUCUGCGGAUGACUGAAGCAUCCCUGAAAUGACCUUCUCCUGUUUGAAUGUUUCUUUUAAAACAAGACUCUUUUUAUUUUUGGACACAAAAGCCAAAGACUUUAUUAUUUUUUUCCAGUUACGAUUUAAACUUUAAGAUAUCUACAGUAUACCAACAAUGGAUUUUGUUUCUUCUACUGCUUUUUUUUUUUCCUCCCGGCACAAUCUUAAACCCGGUCGUACGAAGUGACGGACUACAAGUUUAAAGGAAACAGAUGAUUUUUUAACAUUACUUUGAGGUAAAUAUCAUUGAGAACAAUAUCAAUCUCAUGCCAAUUAUUUUAUUUUGUUUAUCUUCAUGUAUUUGUUUACAAGCCAAAUUUCCCUUCUCAAUGACAACUUUUACUUUCUUGUCAAAUGGCAAUGCACACCUGACAUAAUAGCCGAUUUUCUGGCCAUGCAGGCGUAAUCGAUGCUCUCUGUGAUUUCUUUUUUCUUUCUUGGGUUCUACAAACUGGUUUUGAAAUGGCUAAACGUAGCUUUGACAUUCUUAUCAUAGGUACAGCACUACCUCAGAUCUUCAUAUGGGCGGUAGAUGACACACUUACAGUUGCCCCAUAGAAAACCCUGAGGUAUACUUUUUAAGCUAUUUUAAUCAGAGAAAUGUAAGCGUCAACUGUGUGCAGACUCUAUGCUGUGUUCUUUGAAAAAGGGAAGGCUGUUCAAUUCUUUAGGAUGAUCGUUACAAAGAAGAGAAAAAAAAAACAAAAAAAAACAGAAGAAAAAAACCUAGUUUUGCUUCAGAAUGUGAUUUAAGGAGGAGAAAGGGUCCCUUUCUACUGUGGAAAAGCUAAAACAUGCAUCAUCUAUGUAUAUUUUAAAAAACAAAAUGCUGAAAUAUUUUCACACUUUUAUAGCUUCCCCCACCUUUCUACGAUGUUUACGGCUUCGAUGUUUGCUGCAGAGAGUAGAGGAACACAGUAGGCCUUAUAGUGGAUUAAAACAUAUAUCGUUUAACACUAUUUUCAAACAUGUUUCUACGACGGUUUUACUUACUAAAACACACACAAUACAAAACUAUAGUAGCACAGUAUUUUUGUUUUCUUUUUAAUUUUCCAUGACAUUGACAGAUAGAUGAUUUUGGUUGUUUUGCUAUAUACCCAGGGUGCGAUUUUUCUGAGUGAAAAGGGAGCUUGAGUUGCUUUCACAGCUUCUGUUUCUGGUUUCUCUCCUGGGCAGAAUGUAUAACCUGUAGCGGGAACAGAAUUUUAAUGGUUCUCUCUUUUUUUGUUGUUGUUGUUGUCAUCAGCAUUGGAAAUUAAUCAAGUUUUUCGUUAACUGCAGAUAAAAUGGUAUGACUUAAAAUUUUCUCAGUCACUGACAGUAUUGCGUAUUAAACGUAGUCAAAAGAAGAGAGGAACUUCUGAGUUUCGGAUUUACACAUGCACAUCCAUACAGUCCUCCACAGUUGUACUGUGAUUUUAGCCCAGCAAAUUGACCGUGAUAGCAAGGGAAUUGUAGGCAGAUGGACAAAGUUUAAUUUAGCCAGCUUAGUAAAAACUGUACAUUUCUAAAUGUUUUACUGAAUGCAUCUCAGGCCUCUCAAACACUGUUUGUAACAGAGCUUGUUGAUGGAUUUUAGGUUCACACUAAGUUAAACUUUACACUGAGAAUGGCUCUUAAGUGUAACCCUGAGAACAGUGUUUGUUUGUUUGUUUCUUUCUUUUAACUCAAAUCGCACCCUGUAUAUGACCCAAGUCUUAAUGGAGAGCAUGAAUGCAUCACAGGCUUCUGGGGAGCUCAUUUUGCUGGUAAAAUUGAUAUAUACAUGCUUAUUACUGUAUUGAUAAUGCUCCGCUGUAUCAGCCUACAUUUUAUACAACCCAGCCAUUAUGUUUAAAAGGUAUGAAUUUAUAUCUGCUUUUCCCUCUUUGUAUAUAAAUAAAUUAUUUAGUUGCCCAUGGUAUGUGUAAUGGUUCAUGUAAACUGUACAUACUCAGUUUAUUUCCAUGUAUUUGUACAGAAUGUCUUUUAAGAAUUGUCUCCUCAAAUUAUUUUUUCCCAAUUUUAUGGGAAUGUUGUGCAAUAAAGAUGCCGAUGUUAAGAAUU
Molecule: messenger RNA, 6367 nt
Organism: Larimichthys crocea (large yellow croaker)
Lineage: Eukaryota; Metazoa; Chordata; Actinopteri; Sciaenidae
Gene: fnip1
Product: folliculin interacting protein 1
Exons: 18
Coding region: 116-3961 (1281 amino acids)
Cellular component (GO): cytoplasm
Molecular function (GO): protein-folding chaperone binding; ATPase inhibitor activity
Source: RefSeq, a predicted model, not a curated record